AUGUCGUCGACGGGCGCGCGCCACUCGAGCACGGGUGCACGCGCGAGCGAGCGCGACGCCGCUGCGUCGCUGCAGGGUGGUGGCAUGGCAGAAGCGGACCGCACGGCGCAGUUCGAGGCCGUCGUGCGCCGCCUGACUCCGCUGCUGCACCGAUGUGCCGCGAGUGCCCGCGUGACGACGGGCACGGCCUACCUGCUGCUCGUCCACGCCCUCGCAUCCAAGGGGGUCGCUCGGGCGCUGUGUGGGGGCCGCGACGCGUGCCUCAAGCGCCACAUCUCAUCCAAAUCUUCGGUAGAAACCAUCAGAAAGGCCUGCGCGCGGUACGCCGGGGCGGACAUGCCGCCCGAGAUCAUGGCGGGCAUCGGCGACAAGCAGCGGCGCAUGCUGAGCGCCGCGGCGAAGCUGGUGGCCGCGCUGGCGCUGUUCCGCCUCGCGGGGCAGCAGGUGGACCACAAGCUCGAGCUGGCGGCCUCGCUCGCGACGAAUGAUCUUUUGAAGAGGUUCAAGUCACAGCGGGGGGGCUGCGCGAGCUGCCCCCGCUGCACGGUCCGCGGCAGGCUCGGGGAGCUCCUGCCCCGGCUGUGGGGCCACUUGCGACGCAGCGGGGAGGAGGAGGAGGGGGGUGCGCCAUUCGCGUUCCUCCCGGAGUUCGUUGAGAGCGUCUCAGACGCCUUCGCGAAGGGGGCCGGAGCCUCCUGGCACCUCGACCUGGAGCAGCUGUCGGGCUGGGUGGGGUCGGUCGUCGAGCGCCCCUCCGUCAGGCACAUGCGGAGUUCGUUUGCGACGCACCUCGACGGGCACAUCGCUCUCGCGUUCCAGACGGCGUGGCCCUGCGAGGGUGCGCCGGCCCAGGAGCUGCAGCGCGGGCGAGUCGGGUCAGCGCGCGGCGCGAAGAGCGGGCGUGCGGCCGCUGCUCCGUCCCUGGCCCGCACCCCCGCUCUGCGUUCCCAGCACAGAGUCCUUCGCAGCAGCAAGCGCGCCGGCGCGGGGGCCGGCGCGUCGGGGCACGCGAGCGCCGACGACAGCAUGCAAGACAGCAGCGACAGCGACAGCGACAGCGACAGCGGGUACGAGGAGGACGACGGCGCGCCGGACGUGCCGCACGUCGAGCGCCUCGCCGCCGCUCUCCGCGACGCCUGGACGAACCGCUGGGAGGAGCGCAAAAGGGCCGCCGCGGCGCAGGAGCCAGGGGUGCAGACGCCCGGCAGCGACGGACGUCCGGCCUUCGCGUCGAUCUUCUCCGGGCUCGGGGCGUUCGCGCUGGCGCUGGAGAUGGCGGGCAUGCGUCUCGUGCAGACCUGCGAGUGCGACGAGGGCAAGCGGCGCGUCCUGGAGCACUGGUGGCCGACGGGCACCACCGGCGUGGACCACGGCUGCUCGGACGUCGGAGGGCUCGUCCUGGCGGAGGGGAUCACGUGCGUGGUCAUGGGGCCGCCGUGCACGGACCUGUCGAGUGUCGGGAAGCGAGAGGGGCUCUUCGGUCGGGAGAGCGGGCUCGUCGCGGAUGCCUUCGCGGCCAUCCAGAGGGCCGCGCAAGGCGGGCACGGCCCGGAGUGGGUCGUCGUGGAGCAGGUGGACGCCGCGCGGAACAGCGGCUCGGCGCUCGGUACGUCGGGGCCCGGUCCCGGUCCGUCGGCCGUGCAGGCGAUGGUCGCCGCCCUGCACGCCAUGGGCUACGGCAAGGUCUGCACGCGGUGCUGGAGCCCGAACGAGGACGCGGGCAUCCCCGUGCGCCGCCACCGCGUGUUCCUGGUCGCGGCCCGCACGCACGACGCGCGCCAGGUCCUGUUCCGGCCCGUGCCGCGCCCCGGCACGAGCGCCACGUCCGGCCCCCCCGCCUUCUUCUUCACGCCCCCGCGCAUCGGGCCCGGUGGCGCGGUCGCGUGGGCGGAGCCCGCGGCCCCCGUGCCCCGGAAGAGGAGGGCGGCGCCGUCGGAGGCCUCCCGGCGCGCGGCGAUCGCGAUCGACCUGUCGUGCGUCCGCGCCGUCCCCAGCGGGGAGGGCGCGCACACGCUGCCGUGCCUGACGGGCUCGAACGGCUGCGUCGCCGUGCUCGACGGCGCGCGGUCGCGCAGCUUCCUGAUCUCCCCGGAGAUCCGCGAGCGGGCCGCCGGGCUCCCGGCGGGCUUCUCCGCGCGGUGCAACAGCAGGAGCCCUGCGACGGCGAGCGACGCGGCGCGUGUGCGCGCGCUGGGCUCGUGCUCGGGGGUGCUGCCGGUCCUGUACAUCGGCGCCGGCAUCGUCCACCUGUAUCGAGGCCCGGGCUACGCGGGCAGCAACGACCCCCUGCUGGCCCCGCCGCUCGACGGCUCCCUGGACCCGCGCGACUUCUCCCCCGACGGCUGCUUGGACGCGGUGAGCAGGGCGCGGGAGCAGCAGGGGCGGCCGCCGCAGGACGAGGUGCGGCCGCUCCCUUGGACGUUUCCCGCAUGGGCCACGUGGUCGGAGGCGGCGCUGGCGGGUGGCGGCGCACCGGGCGAGGACGGCGACGAGAGCGGCGCCGUCGUCGUGCACAGGCGCCUCGCGAAGGGGCUGGCGCCCGGCGGCUGGUUCGGCGGGCAGCCGCUGACGCCGCUGGGCCGCUGGAUCACGCUGGCGGAGUCCAACCUCUGCGGCGUGCUGGACCACUCGGAUGUCGACAACUGGGGCUCGCAGCUGCGAACGAACUACACCGGCGAUCCGGACGCCGCCACCGCGGCGCUGCGCCGGGCGCAGAGGCACAUGCGGUCGGACUGA
Pedinophyceae sp. YPF-701 is the source of this 2736-nucleotide messenger RNA. The record is from the annotation of a GenBank genome assembly. NCBI's taxonomy places the organism in Eukaryota, Viridiplantae, Chlorophyta, Pedinophyceae.